Messenger RNA from Capsicum annuum, 537 nucleotides. RefSeq lists its product as uncharacterized. Lineage: Eukaryota; Viridiplantae; Streptophyta; Magnoliopsida; Solanales; Solanaceae. The transcript has 2 exons. The record is from RefSeq and is a predicted model, not a curated record. The annotation marks the transcript as partial. Gene Ontology annotation, molecular function: nucleic acid binding.
AUGGUCCAAGGAUCUCGACAGUGGCAUGGGAAAUUACCGUUUGCUCUUUUAGGAUAUCGUACAACUAUCCGUACAUCGACUGGCGUAACUCCUUAUUUACUAGUCUAUGGGACUGAAGCUGUAAUACCCGCAGAAGUCAAAAUUCCCUCUCUUCGAAUCAUCAGUGAAGCCGAAAUUGACGAUACUGAAUGGGUCAAGUCUAGACUAGAACAAUUAUUGUUAAUAGAUGAAAAAAGGUUGACGGCAGUCUGCUUUGGUCAAUUAUACCAGAAAAGGAUGGCGCGAGCUUACAAUAAGAAGGUUUCACACCAAAUGCAAAAUAAAGAAAAACGCGCAAAAUUGACCAUGGCUCCCAGUGAAAUUGAGCAGAGAUUGUUGGGCGUUCACCGCUUUGUCAAGGACAGAGAGUCAGUUAAGAUAAGUGUUACAAGUGAAGCAUUUGAAAAUGAAGAGCAAAAUCGUACUGAAACAAACAGAGAUACAACAGAAUUUGAAAGACAAAGAUUCAAGCUCGCCAACCAAUUAGUUGAAUCAACU